CUUGUGAGGAGCCAGAGCACACUCUACCCAGGUGACCUGCCUUGUGUGAGAGCCCAGUGCCUGGAGAUGAAGAGCCUGCUUCUCACCAUCCUGCUGCUGGGGCUGGUGGCUAUCCUGAAGGCUCAGGAAGCCCCACCAGAUGACCAGGAGGAUUUCUCUGGGAUCUGGUACACACAGGCCAUGGUAUGUGACAGGAAUCACACAGAUGGGAAGAGACCUAUGAAAGUGUUCCCUAUGACCAUAGUAGCCCUGGAAGGAGGGAACUUAGAGGCCCAGCUAACAUUCUGGGACAAUGGUCAUUGUCACAUGAAAAAAUUUUUGAUGCAUAAAACUGAUGAGCCUCGCAAGUACACUGCCUUCAAGGGCAAGAAGACCAUCUAUAUUCAGGAGACUUCUGUAAAGGGCUACUACAUCUUGUAUUGUGAAGGCCAGCGCCAUGGGAAGUCACACCGGAAGGGGAAACUCAUAGGGACAAACUCUGAGAAAAACCAAGAGGCCCUGGAAGAAUUCAAGAAAUUUGCAAUGAGCAAGGGAUUCAGAGAAGAAAACAUCAUCGUACCUGAGCAGCUGGAUCAGUGUGUGUCUGCGAGUAACUAA
This is a messenger RNA of Mus caroli (Ryukyu mouse), 597 nucleotides long. Its product is annotated as odorant-binding protein 2a-like. The record is from RefSeq and is a predicted model, not a curated record. Gene Ontology annotation, molecular function: small molecule binding. NCBI's taxonomy places the organism in Eukaryota, Metazoa, Chordata, Mammalia, Rodentia, Muridae.